ACGGGGUAUGUAGUUGAAUGUGAUGAAUUCGGAAGAAAGUGUAAGGCUCAAAAGGGGAUAAUAGCCAUACCAUAUAGUUACAUGGUGAUCCUAAUUGCCCCUAUCAGCUUUAACUGCCUAAUACUACCUCAGGUAUAGAAUCAUGCAAGUUCUGGACUUACAAUGCAAGCAAUACCGCCCCACAAGAAAUCAUCAGUUUUAAGAUCGAAAUCUCACAUUAUUCUGCUGCUGUUUAUUAUCAUGCAAGUUCUAGUUUACAAGGAAAACCAAACCAGCACGGCACAGAACAAGAAAUCAUCAAAUCUUUUGGCUCAAAAUCUCACAUUAGGCUGCUACUAUUCUCUUGAGUUCGAAAACAGCUCACUUUCG
Messenger RNA from Linum tenue, 369 nucleotides. The record is from the annotation of a GenBank genome assembly. Lineage: Eukaryota; Viridiplantae; Streptophyta; Magnoliopsida; Malpighiales; Linaceae.